Diaporthe batatas is the source of this 1233-nucleotide messenger RNA. RefSeq lists its product as uncharacterized. The record is from RefSeq and is a predicted model, not a curated record. Bases 1 to 1233 code for a protein of 410 amino acids. The transcript is spliced from 5 exons. Lineage: Eukaryota; Fungi; Ascomycota; Sordariomycetes; Diaporthales; Diaporthaceae.
AUGACGCUGUUCUGCGUUCGCCUCCUCUUUGAUGACUUCAAUCUGUUUGGCCUGGUCGUUCCGCAUUCUCGCAAUCUCUCCAUCGAUUUCUUGAUCUUUCGUAUCGAAUUCAUCUCUCGCUGCAUCUCUCAGGUCACGUCUCUGAGCUUGGAAAUUCUGGAACUCAUUGAACAUUCGCUGCCACCUAUCCUCGUGGCCUGCGGUGUGUCUUUUACCGCCCCGGGAAUGUGGGAUGCCCUCAACAACCUGGGGGCCGGCGGCGCAGCAGAGCCAUACGCCGUGUCGGCCGCCAACGCGCUCGUCUAUGGCCUCUUCUUCCUCGUCUGCAUCGCCGCCGGGGCCAUCAACAACCGGAUCGGGCUGAAGUGGGGCCUGGCCCUCGGAAGCAUUGGAUAUCCCAUCUACGGCGCCGGUCUCUACGUGAACAGCACCUCGGCCGUCACCUGCUCCGGCUCCGUCAGCACCUCGACCUACAUCGCCUUCAUCGUCAUAAUGUGCCUGGGCCUGCCCAUCGCCGUGCUCCUCAGCCCGGCGGACAAGGUCUGGCGCAGGGACGGCACCCGCGUCGUGACGCAGAGGGAGGCGACGUUCGGGGCCGAGUUCAGGGCGGUAUGGGGCCUCCUCGGGUCGCCGCGGAUCCUGCUGCUGCUGCCGGCCUUCUUCAUCAGCUACUUCUACAACGGCCUCAUGAGCACGUGGCUCACGACCUACUUCACCGUCCGCGCGCGCGCCUUCUCGUCCUUCUUCACCAACUUCGCCGGCAUCUUCAGCUCCUUCAUCAUCGCCUCGCUGCUGGACCGGCAGGGCAUCCCCAUCCGGACGCGCGCCAGGGCCGCCUUCUGCGCCAUCCGGUACUACGCCGCCGCCGGCCCGGGCCCCGUGUUCGACUGGUUCCGCGGCGGGUUCGGCGCCUCGUACGCGCUCGUGUUCUUCUGGCAGUUCGCGGGCCAGGCGUUCCAGCAGUUCCUGUACUGGCUCGUGGGCCAGUACACGACCGACCUGUCCUCCGUGUCGAGGCACACGGGCAUCCUGAGGGGGUUCGAGGCGCUGGGCCAGACUGUCGCGUGGGCGAUGCAGAGCGAGGCCAGGGUCAACCACUUUGUCAGCAUCGGCAUCAACUUUGGCGUGCUGCUGCUUACUGGAGAAGAGCCACGAGAUUACGCGCACGGCCGCGGAUCUAAGCGCCGAGUCGUUUGGCGAUGGUGCCACGGAUGGGCCCGUGAAGCAGGCUGA